CUCUGCACCAUCAUAGUAUGUCAGCAUUGAAAACGAUUUCAUAUAAGUGCCAUUAUGUCUGUUUAUGCAGAUUGACUUCAAAUGAGUAACUUCUUUAUAUAGAUGAUGGGUCUGAUAAGGUUAUUACAAGGAAGUCAUGUUUCUAUCGAAAGAUCGUAUUGUGGUUAAAGGAUUAAUCUUUUAUGCACUUAUCAGGAAAAAUUUCGAGAGAACCCGAUAAGCGAACCAGAAGCAUGUUCGGUCUUGAGUCAUUGCUACUGAAAAUUUUAUUCAAGAUAGUUUUUUUUUAUGAGGUCUCUUCAUUCGAAACGUGUGUUAUUAAAAUUUCGAGUAUAAUUCAAAAAGAUUGUCACCUAUUCUAUCAAACGAUGCCACUUUUUCUUUGUAAACAAUCUUGCAUUUUCAACUGUGCACUUCGACAUGUGCUGUUUUAGAAAGUUUUAUAGAAACAAUCAUUGCAAAGUAAGGAAACAAAUUCUCAAAGUGCAAGUCAUUCCAGAGUCGUGUGGAUUUGCAUCUUCAAGGCAAAUAUAGUCUUGAACAAAAGUUUCAGCCAAUUGGCUGAGUUGUCGAUGCAAAAAAAAAUAUUGAAGAAUUUUCCAGACAUUUUUGAUCCCUGAGCACAAUAAUACUUACUCAAGUCACAAACAGUUUUCAUUUUAUGCAAUCUCACCGAGUUCAUCGGUUGAUACCUUAUCAGUAUAGUUUUCAGUAGUAGUUUUAACUUUUCAAUGCGAAAGAUUUUAACAUUGAGAAAAGUCUUUCAGAAUUUUCAGUCACUAUGAUGGAUGAAUAAAUAGCUUAUAUUAGACAGUCACUGACGUUCUUUGUACUGAUUUACAUUUCUGUUAUAACAGCCGGUAAUAUUCCAAGAUUAGAAUGAAAACCUUACUGCCAUUGUUCUUUUGAAAGAUUGCUGAGUGAAAAUAAUCAGAGAUAUCAACUUGAGGAGCAGUAUUUAAUAAUAAGUAUUUUUCUUCAUGUAGGUACAGAAGGUAGUCACAGAUAUGAGCAAACUAAAGUGCUACAUUCAGCUGCAACUCACGUUGGUCUCAAAUAUACAGCAACUAAACAAAGUACAACAAUCAUCUACUAAACAGCGUUCUAACAAUGACUAUAACAUUCCGAGACCCGAUAAUGAAAGCCAUUCUUUUCCAAAAGCAUCUACGGUAGGUACGACACAGUCCAGUCAAUCGUUACCGCAAGAUUUGUUCGGGCGCUGGCAAGAAGAUCAUGAGCUAGGAUUUUAUCAAACGCAAGUGCAGGAACAAGAAAUGGCAUUUCUCAAUUUCCGCGCUACUCAAAAUCAUAAACCAAGAAUAGAAUUACGAACAUUCGUCGAACUUGUCGUUCGGCUUCCUGAAUCUUGCAAUCCAGAAGAUCGAAAAUCAUUAUGCGAUUCAUUGAAAGAUCAGUACAGUUCAAAUUCUGCUGCGCUCUCAAAGAUUGAGACAUUUGAGAAGGAGUAUCAAUCAUCUGAAGCCAUCUUUUGGUAUACGUAUGAUAGCUAUCUGUAUAAGGAAUUGAAUUCUGUUCUGCGACACUUCAACUAUAGUUCUCUAGUCGAUUUUGCCUUUUUUAUUCGUGACAUAUACCAUAUACUUUCUUCCGAACAGAAGAAACAGUCGUUAUCUAGCAAUGGGUAUCGAAACGUUUUUCGAGGACAGAUGAUGUCAAAAAAAGAAUUAGAUUUACUGGAAAGUAUAGCCAGUCGGAAUCAAGACCAAACGAAUAAUAUGUUUAUGUCUCUCUUUUCAAGUGCUCAAGCGGCUCGACAAGAGGAACCGCUGGUAGUGACCUCGUUUUUGUCUACGACCAAACGACGUGAAAUAGCAGAAAUGUAUUUGUCAAACGAGCAACGUCGAAAUGCAGAUAUGCAAGCAGUUCUCAUUCAUAUUGAUAUAGGUGAUAGGCCUGCUACAACGUGCGCAUCCAUCGCUCAUCUAAGCUCGUUUGGACUUGCUGAGGAUGAGGUUAUCUUCAUGAUUGGAAGCGUCUUUUGGCUACGCAGUGUGGUACGACACAGACACUAUUGGAUUGUCGAACUCGCAGCAUGUCAAAUAUAUGAACAAACGAAAAACGUUCACAGACUAAAUUCAACCGCGAAUGACUAUAGAGUGCAAUUAUUAAUACAAAAUCUGAGUGAAGCCAAAGAUCUGGCACAAGUAUUGGACAUCUUAUUCAAUAACUUAACGAACGACAUCAUUAAUGCUGAAGACUUAUUUGCAAUUUGCAAGCCUAAGUUGCCUGAUAUGAAUACAGUAACUUGGAUUGAUUUAGGCAUACUUUUUUUCUCAAGUGCACGAUACGAUAUUGCAGAGAAGAUAUUUAAACUAUCUGUGGCUGCUACUUUUGAAAACGACAGCGAUGAAAAGCAAGCACAAUGCUACGAAUAUCUCGCAAAUCUCGCAUUACUUCGAGGUGACACAGAAGAAUAUAAACUAUAUUCAACACACAAAAUUUGCCUUGAUUUGAAAGCCGUAGCACACGCACUAGGCUUGCCAUUCAAUGAAUCCGUUUUUCUCCGAGAUCAUAAUGUGGCUAAACCAAAUCUCAACGAGUACGAAAAGUUUAUAAAGACGUACAAUAGUCCGGAAUAUAGUUGGAUAUCGCGUUCAGAUUUUUCGACCACUUUUCAACAACUUAUAAAAAAAUACAUGUGAAUGUUAUUCAUCUUUUUUAAUAAGAGAAAACGAAAAGGGUGGGACUAUGGGUAUGGGGUGUGGGUAUGGUUGGGUGCGAAUGUGAGUGAGGUAUGGGUGUCAGGUGUGAGUAUUGAUGUGGGUAUCUUGUAUACUACAAACCAAGAUCCACAUCCACACCUGGACCCUCAAGUACGAAUACUUCGAGUAUUUUGCCCAGCUCUGAUAUCUACAUCAUCUUUUGCUUUUAUUUUCUGAUUUUUUUAUCAAAAUUACAACACUAUGAGAUGAAUAAAACUACAUAAUUACAAAAUAGAAAAUAGAAAAUGGUCCUUUAUCAUCAAUAUUUCGCAAUUUUCGAUGAACACCAUUCAUCAUAGUCUGGACGACUUCCAAAUCAAGGGUGUGGGUGUGGGCUAGUCUUAAGAUCAGUUCUUACACUCACCCUCAACUAUUGUUUGCUAUUUAGAAAUUGAAUCAACAAUUAUUCGUGAUCUUAAAGCAAUUAUCAAUAUUAUAAAAGGCGAAACAAUCUAAUUAACUAUUGAAAUAAUUGAUAAUCCAAAACCAACAAUUCAAUCCUUUUGUGAUGCAGACAAAACUUGCAGGUACUGAGGAUGCAAUUAAAAUGAAAGAAUCUGAAGAUGAUCAAAUAUUUGCAACUAUUGUGCUUUGAUAUUGAAUCAAAUUAACAAGGUGAUUAUACAGCAACGGUUAAAAAUGUCUUUCAUAUUUCUUUUUGUUCACCAAUAAAAAAAUAAUUCUUGUCAAAUUUAGGAACUCCAACAUUUAUACGUGUACCUUCAGGUUCUAAUCUUUCAGUUAAAUUUGAAGCAAUGCUUGAAUAUGAAAUUGAUGCACAUCCAAAUGCUAAAUCUUCAUUUCAAAUUCCAUCAAUCACCAUUGAUGAUAUAAUAUUACAAUGUGAUGAUGAAUUUGAAUAUCAAUUUGAAAUAGAAGAUCGUUCACAAGUAGAUAUAACAUGGUUAAGAGUGGGUUGUUGUAGGAUGUGA
This is a messenger RNA of Rotaria sordida, 3655 nucleotides long. NCBI's taxonomy places the organism in Eukaryota, Metazoa, Rotifera, Eurotatoria, Philodinida, Philodinidae. The record is from the annotation of a GenBank genome assembly.